Penaeus vannamei (Pacific white shrimp) is the source of this 6190-nucleotide messenger RNA. The record is from RefSeq and is a predicted model, not a curated record. Lineage: Eukaryota; Metazoa; Arthropoda; Malacostraca; Decapoda; Penaeidae.
CUUUCAAGUGCUUGCUUAACACCACCAGCAUCAGAGGCACCAACUACAGUGGAUGGAAAUGACACAACUGUGAGACAAAAUGGGGCUUCCAUGGGUCACCUGUCUGUCCUUGACUCAACAGUUUUCACAGAUCUACACUCAAAACAGCUGCCAGCUAGAACAAAGUUUUAUGAGUUCUACAAUGCUCCUAUUAGCAAAUUUUGGGCUCAUUCUAUGGCAUAUGUAUUCUUCCUGUGCUUAUUUACCUAUCUUGUGCUAGUUAAAUUGCCAAAACAGCCACAGUGGAUGGAAUGGUAUGUUGUUGCUUACAUCUCCACACUUCUACUGGAGAAGAUCAGAGAGAUACUGUCUACAGAACCAGUUGAACUCAAGCAAAAAAUAGCAGUAUGGUCCGACAAACUCUGGAAUGUCUUUGACCUCAUAUUUACAGUACUCUUCUUAAUUGGCCUGUGUUUAAGGCUCCAAGAACAAACCAUGCAAGCUGGACGUGUUAUUUACUGCGUUGACAUAAUAUACUGGUACUUAAGAGUUCUAGAGAUUUUGUCAGCUAAUAAAUACCUGGGUCCGCUAGUGAUGAUGAUGGGGAAGAUGAUAAAAAACAUGGCAUAUUUUGUGGUGUUAUUGCUGGUUGUCCUUAUGGCUUUUGGAGUGUGUCGGCAAAGCAUACUGUUUCCAAAUGAGGAACCACAUUGGAGAUUGGCAAGACAUAUAUUUUAUCAGCCAUACUUCAUGCUCUAUGGUGAAGUAUUUGCCGGUGACAUUGACCCCGAGUGCGGUGGCGAGGGCCAAAUCCCUUGCCAUCCUGGACGUUGGAUCACUCCCACCGUCAUGUCCAUGUACCUCCUGGUGGCUAACAUCCUCCUCAUUAAUCUCCUCAUUGCUGUAUUUAAUAACAUUUUCACUUCAGUCAAUGCCAUCUCUCAUCAAGUCUGGAUGUUUCAACGAUUUCAGGUUGUGAUGGAAUUUGAAGAGAAGCCAGUGUUCCCACCUCCCCUCAUCAUUCUGUCUCACAUUCAUCGUGCCAUUAAGUAUUGCUUCAGGCGAUGGAAAGGAAAGCCUUUCCUCUAUGAUAAUGGCCUUAAGUUAUUUCUCGAUGGUGAAAGUCUAGAGCGAGUCCAUGAUUUUGAAGAAGAGUGUGUGGAUGGCUAUAACAGAGAAAAGGAGCAGAAAGAACAGAUGAGUACAGAGGAACGAGUUCGUGUGAUGGCAGAACGAUCAGAAUCAUUGAUGCAGAGAGUGGAAGACAUGCAUGGCAAAUUUCUAGCAGCAAUGAGCUCUUUAAACAGCCUUGAUUUCCAUGUUAAGAGGCUGGAAGAAAUAGCUGAACAAACAAAAAAUAGUUAUGCUGUUGUCCAUCGUUUUAUGCUGAGCCAUGUUGGCAGACCAAGAAGAUCAAGCUCUCCCCGCUCAGGUUCUGCCAGUCCACGUUCUGAUGGGGGAACUCCCCGUUCUCUCUCUCAGACAAGUCUUCAUCAGUUAUUAGAAGAAGCAGAACGUCAGAUGCUAAGGAAACCUCUUCAAGAACCAGAAACUAGUGACAAAGAACAGAGUGAUACCACAGAUGCUGAGCAUGAGACAUCAAAUAAGUUCUUGAAGUCUUCCCCUACUGCUCAAAGUUCAAGAGAACCUGGGAAAUCAACCACAGUGGAUGAAGGAAUAGUGAGAGGCUUCAGUUUAGAUCCAGUCAAUAUUUCAGCAGAAGCAAGAAAAGUAAAAACACAAGGUCGACGCAAGAAUAGAUUGGACUCUGAAUCAGGUAGUUCUCUUGGCCGUGCAUCUCGUGAGCGUAAGCUUUCUGGAGAAAGGAAGAGCAGUAUCCGUAAAUCUUCAAGGAAGGGCUCAGAUGGGGCAAGGGCGUUUAGUCCAUCUAGGGUAUGUUUUAUGGAUAUUAAUGUUGCAUUAGAAGAUUCUGAUUCUGGAGAAGUAGAGGUUAAAGAGAAAAAUCUUAAUGAAGAAGAUGAGCAACCAAGGUAUGGUAGAUCAGUAUCAGUUCCAGAUGAGGUAGCAGUUCGCUCUCCAACUAGAUAUGAGAGGAGUCUUUCUUCUGUUUCAAGCCGACCAAGGAUUCAGGUGAUACCACCAUCGUCACCACCCCCCAUCUUUACUUUUACUAGUGAGUACACAAGUUUGGCAGAUGAGUUGGAGACAGCAUGCAUGGCUAGACUGUCUCCACCUUCUUCUCCAAACCUCCAUUAUCCUCAUAGAAGUGAUCCCCAUUCAAGGCGACGGCACUUCUCAGAAUCUGCUAGUAUUUCCAUUACUAUCUGCCCUAAUCCUCUCCGUGAUGCUGAAGAAGCAGAUUAUCAGCUUAUGGAAGGACUAAUUCAGAGAAGAAUGCAUAGAGAUUCAGAAAACUUGGCUGUUUCACUGGAGGACCUCUGUUCAGUACAAACAGACAUGUCUGACAAUGAAGAAGGAGUGACUCCAAUACGUUCCCGCCGCGGUUCAAGAGCAGCAGAACUUCGAAAAAGACAUAGCACAAGUAGCCUUGACAAUGCCCCUUCACAACUACUAGCUGUGCCUGGGGCAGUUCAAAUGGCAACCUCUUACACAAUAUCCCCAACAACUCUUCAAGCAGCACUUCGAGGAGAAGAUGGUGUCCGCCUGGCAUCCUCAACCCCUGGUACUCCAGGUGCACGUCGAUCUUCACUAAGAGGAGAUCUGCAUCACCAGUGGGCUUCCUCAAGUGCUUUGCCAGCAACUGGAGGAUGGCUUUCACCAAGAAUUCCCCGUCCACGAACUCCACCAUUCAUACAUCCUGAUAAUCCAGCAUCAUCCUCUGUUGAUGGUGAGGGUGCCAGAAAUGUUUCACAAGGUGAAGAACAUCCUCACAUGUCAACUCUACAAGUGCCAAGCAUUAGAGAAUCUGAAGGUAGGCCAAGGGACACAAUUACAGAAACAGAAUGUUAAGAUACAUGGCAUAUUCAGUGGAAAGGCUAGUCAAGAAAAAAGAAAUGUGCUCAUACUUCAAUGGUGAAAAUUACUUCUGAAAUUGAGAAUACUAAGAAAAGCAUGUUGUCAAGUGUAUGUGUGACGUGUGUAUGUGUAGAGUGCAAGUAUUUGAACAUGUAUGCAUUUGAAAUCAUAUAUUCACACAGUCAUUUCUUUGUUAUGACACCUAAGGAGUUUUUAGAAAUGGAAAAUAAAUUUGUUGAUAUAGAGAAUAUAUUUGUGCUACUCCUUUGUUAUCCCAGUUGUUGGACUUCAUUAUCCACCCUAGUGUCUCUCACUCUUAGGAAAGGGAAUAUGGCAUUGUAUACAGACGAUAUACUGUAGAGGAUGAAUAAAACAUCUUGUGCAGACUUCAGUGCCAUUUUGCUGCAUUUUCAAUUUCACCUCGUAGGACAGUAUUUACAGCUUACUAAAAGUUUACUUUAAUUGGGAAGUGUAAAAUUAAAGGUUAUGUUUUGAUAAGUUAUUGUUAUCACUAAAUAACCAUCAAAUUGAGAAUAAAGUAUUCAUUCAGUAGCAUAAUCUGAUUUUUACAAAAAACCCUGCUGCCUGUGUGCUGCUUUGUUUUAUUCAUCUGUCUGUGGUUACUAAGGUUACCUUGCUGCUGUAUGAAUUUAAACAUUCCUUAAUGUUUUUGUAAUUGUUUUGUGUUGAUUCUCUUGUCAAGAGUGUUUACAUUAUAAAUAUUUUUUAGGUAUUCUCCCUUCUUUAUCUGUUAUGCAGUUAAAAUCUGCUCACUGUUUGUUGAUCAUGUUAUGGGGACACUUUUGCAAGGAAAAAAAUCAACAAAGUUCAUGAAGAGCACAAGUAAUUGUUAUGUUGAUAUCUGGUGGCAUUCAGAUUUGCAGACCUCCAAGCUGCUAAAAGCUAUUCCUUCUAGACUAAGGAGAUGAUUCUUCAUAGUAGAAUAAGGACAAGCAUAGAAGCUAUGUCUUUGCAAUCUCUGUUCAGGGUAUCCAAGGACGGACAUGUCUUGUGUGCUGCCAUAGAGGCCUGUUCAUUCAGUUAAGUGGCAAUGUCUGUAUGUGCUAUAGGUGAGUGUGGAUAAGCCAGUAGGUAAAUAAACUGAUGUUGUGCCACUGUAUAGAAUAUGGGAAUAACCACUUGAGAGGUACUGUCAUACUCCAGUUUGGCUGUGGCUAUUUUUAUGGUAUAUUUAUUUAUCUCAUAUUUAUUCCUCAUUUGGUAUGCUGUAUGUACCUGCCUGGAGGUCUUAGACUUCUGUUUUCUUAACAUUAUAUAAUUGUUUACCUCUAUUUAGCAGUUACACAAGUUAUAACAACAGCAUUUCACACACAUGACAAAUCCUUAUUCAGUGUUAUACUGAGUUUUUUCUUUUCUUUUCCUAUUUUUCUUGUUCUCUUUCUCAUUCUUUUAUAUUUUGGAAAUUAGCUGAAACAAACACAUUUUCAGGGUUAUUAGUGCUGUACACUGGUCACCCUUGGUCCAUUAUGAUUUAACUGUUUUGAAAGUAGGAUGUUACAAGGCAGUUAACUCUGUAUGUUAAUAUUUAAAAUAGAGUAAUGAAUAUGGUUGUUAGUUUAUAUGGCUUUUCCAUUAUGUAAUUACCUACACCAGUAGUUUAAAAUGAUUGAAUCUUCCAGCUCAUUUAUUUGUCUCAUUGUUACUGCUUCUCUUACAUGCUGGGAUGUGGUCUUUUAUAGUUGUUUGUUGUUUCCGGGAUCUUUAACUAGGAAAGCCAUUUAUUUUUAUCCACAUUAUUUAACAUUAAAAAAAGGGAAAUAUUUUUGUAAUGUAACUUCAGUUGAUGUUCAGUAACAUCAUUUUUAAAAAUCAUGAAAAAAACAUUUUGCUAUUAGAUACUGGAUUCCACUUUGUAUGUGUUAGCUCAUUUCAGUGUGAUACCAUAGGCAACAACUAUCACAGCCCAGACUUAAGGAAUAAUACACAAAUGCAUGCUCACAUUUCACACAAAUGUACACAUGUAUAUGCACACACAACCACACACACCCACACACACACAGAAAGAGGAAAAAUGUAUUAUGUGUGGAUGUACAUAUAAUAUCAACUAUAAUCAGAAACAAUCAAAUGUAUAUUUAUAUUGAGCAUGUUCAUAGACAAACAUAAAGGCAUACUUAACAGGAUCUACAUGCCUUUUUAUAUCAUGUAUUGUUGUCCACAGUUCUAGUCAAUCUUCCAGGUCACAUUUCAUAUGAACUGCUGUUAUGUCUUUAAAAAACACUAAUUUGAUAUGUUUUAACUUUAUGCAUGUUGCCUUUUAUUUAAAAAGACAAGUAACUUUGGAAACAAAGGGAGGUAAUAUUUUGUUUUCAAUUAUCACAAUAUUAUUGCACUGUUAAUUCAAUCACUAGUAUUUUUAGAAUGUAUGAUCUAUAAUCAUCUUUUAUUGUAUUUGGUUGACUAUUAUUUUUUUCUUCUUACAAACCUCAUUCUAAUUUUCAAUUUAGCCAUAUGAUAAUGAUGCCAUAAAGUGAAACAAAGUAUUCUCUUGUUAUUUUGCACCAUAUUUUUAAAUUUUGAAAUGCAGUUAAAGAUGAUAUAUUUGUAAAUAGCCAUUAUAAUAGCCUACCUAAGAAUAAUACGGAUUCCAUGCAGUGCACACCUGUAUACUAGAAAUUAAUAGUGUUGUGUACAGAUUAUCAAAAUAUACUACAGACCAUCCUGUUUCUCCAGUUGUACAUAAAUGUAUUAAGUCCUUAUUAAAAACUUGUUGAUUUUUAUAGAUGAAAAUUGUAUCAUACCUCAAAUCAAAAUUGUUAUUGUUAAUGGGGGAUCACAAACUUUGACGUUAUUUUGCAGAUUGUGAUUUAUGUCUGACAACUUAAUUGGUAUGGAGGAAUAAUUAAUCUGGGUUUUAUUUGUAAACCUAAAUUAUUUGAGAAUAUUUGCAUUUCUCUAUCCCUGGCUGGGUAAACGCUUGUAAUAUUGUGUAUUGAUAAGAAUUUUUGAUGUAAUCAUGAAAACUCAUUUUUGUAACACUCAUGUUAAUGAAUUUUACAUCUGAAAAGAUGAGACGUAAAAAGAUGACUUUCAUUAUUAAAAAUCAAGCAAUAAUGUUUACUGUUAACUUGUUGAAUUUUUACUAGUUAAUUUUGGUGGUAAGAUUUACUAUUCAGAAUAAAUACCACCAUAUGCUGUAGAAGGUGAUCAUCAGUGUUCAUUAAAUCUCCAAUGUAUGUACAGCUUAGUUACUUCAGUUCAUGCUUUAAAGUAAAUCCUUGUUAGGGACUGUGAAGAAUAAAGAUAUUACAUAAUA